GCCACCUUUGGCCCCUCUGGCCUCCCCGGGGAGGGCCAGCCACCUGCGGGUAGGGGGAUGCCCUGAUGCCAGGGCAGGUGGCGCUGAGCGUGGCGGCGGCUGCGCUAGUGGCUGCCCUGUUCCUACUGCGGCGUGAAGACGCCGGGCCGGGGGCUGGACCCAGCAUGGACGACACAGAGGCGCUACCGAAGCUUCGGGAAGACUUCAGGAUGCAAAAUAAAUCCGUCUUCAUUCUGGGCGCCAGUGGAGAAACCGGCAGAGUGCUCUUAAAACAAAUUCUGGAACAGCGCUUGUUUUCCAAAGUCACGCUCAUUGGCCGGAGGAAACUCACGUUCGAUGAGGAAGCUUAUAAAAAUGUGAAUCAAGAAGUAGUGGACUUUGAAAAGUUGGAUGACUACGCUUCUGCCUUUCAAGGUCACGAUGUUGGAUUCUGUUGCCUGGGGACCACCAAAAAAAAAGCCGGAGCGGAGGGAUUUGUACGUGUUGACCGAGAUUAUGUGCUGAAAUCUGCAGAGCUGGCCAAAGCUGGAGGGUGUAAACAUUUCAACUUGCUGUCCUCCAUAGGAGCUGAUAAGUCGAGCAAUUUUUUAUUUCUACAAGUUAAGGGAGAAGUGGAAGCCAGGGUUGAAGAAUUAAAAUUUGACCGUUACUCAAUAUUUAGGCCUGGGGUUCUAUUAUGUGAGAGACAAGAAUUUCGCCCAGGUGAAUGGUUGGUUAGAAAGUUCUUUGGCUGCUUACCAGAAUCUUGGGCCAGGGGUCACUCUGUGCCUGUGGAGACUGUGGCUAGAGCAAUGCUCAACAAUGCCAUGAGGGCAAGCAACCAGAAGAUGGAACUUCUGGAUAACAAGGCCAUUCAUGACUUGGGGAAAAUUGAUACCUCUCUCAAGCCAUGAACACACUGGAGAAAUGCUGUUAUUAUAAACUUUAACACCCACCACCAACUUGGUAAUUUCAGGGUCUAAAAAAAUUUAGCAUAUUUUAACUUUGUUGUUUCACUCUUCUCAGCCACUCAGAUCCAUUCAAGAAAGGACUGUGCCCUGCCCUGCAUCAGAGGUUCAGAGCCUGGUUAUACAUACAGAUGGCCCAGGGAACUUGUGAAAAAUACAGAUUCGUAGGCCCUACCUCAAA
This is a messenger RNA of Nycticebus coucang (slow loris), 1128 nucleotides long. It is a transcript of the gene HTATIP2, whose product is annotated as HIV-1 Tat interactive protein 2. Gene Ontology annotation, cellular component: cytoplasm. Lineage: Eukaryota; Metazoa; Chordata; Mammalia; Primates; Lorisidae. The transcript is spliced from 6 exons. Gene Ontology annotation, biological process: import into nucleus. The record is from RefSeq and is a predicted model, not a curated record. Bases 66 to 893 code for a protein of 275 amino acids. Gene Ontology annotation, molecular function: oxidoreductase activity, acting on the aldehyde or oxo group of donors, NAD or NADP as acceptor; NAD binding.